AUGGAGUGUCGCAGAUUAGACGGCAAAGUUGCCAUUAUCACCGGCGGGGCAAGCGGCUUCGGUGAAAGCACCGCCAGGCUCUUCGUCCGGCACGGCGCAAAAGUCGUAAUCGCCGACGUGCAAGACGAGUUAGGGCAGAAUCUCUGCGGCGAGUUAGGGGAAAAUGCGGCAUUAUACGUGCAUUGCGACGUAACCUGCGACGCCGAGGUUAAGAAUGUCGUCGAGGUUGCCAUUUCCACGUUCGGAAAGCUCGACAUCAUGUUCAACAACGCCGGAAUCUCCGGAAAAGUGGAGCCGUCGAUCCUAGGCUCCGACAACGAGAAUUUCAAGAAGGUUCUGGAAGUGAACGUGUUGGGGGCGUUCUUGGGCGCGAAACACGCGGCGGCGGUUAUGGUUCCCGCGAGAAAAGGGGCGAUUCUGUUCACGUCCAGCGUGUCGUCCGUGAUUUCCGGGGAGGCGCCGCACGCGUACGCGGUUUCCAAGCACGCGCUUGUGGGGUUGACGAAGAAUUUGUGCGUGGAGUUGGGGCAGUAUGGGAUCAGAGUUAACUGUCUCUCGCCGUGCGCCGUCGCGACGCCGCUGCUGGUGAAGGCCAUGGGCGUGGAGAAGAGCGUGGUGGAGAGGAUAAUCUCCGAGUCCGCCACCCUGAAAGGGGCGGUGCCCACGGCGGAGGAUGUGGCGGCGGCCGCGUUGUUCUUGGCUAGCGAUGAAUCCAAGUUUGUUAGUGGAGUGAACCUUCCCAUUGAUGGAGGAUAUAGUAUCACCAAUCAAAACUACACCAACAAGAUCAAACAAGUGUUGUCUAUUAAUUGACUGGAUAACCUCGACCAAGCUGAUCCGACAAUUAGCUUAGCUUCAACUCUGUUGAGAUCGUUUGUUAGUCUUUUUGGUAUGUUUGAACCCGUCGGAACAACUAGACUGAUUUGCUUCUUUGUAGUAUUUUGUUGGCUAAGGUUACAAGACAAGUUUUAACCAUAAUGCAUCUUAGGGUAACAUCAGCAGAUUUUCAUUUAAAUCAAAGUAUUGUCUUGACUUAUGAAA
Molecule: messenger RNA, 1041 nt
Organism: Ipomoea triloba (trilobed morning glory)
Lineage: Eukaryota; Viridiplantae; Streptophyta; Magnoliopsida; Solanales; Convolvulaceae
Product: momilactone A synthase-like
Exons: 1
Coding region: 1-813 (270 amino acids)
Molecular function (GO): oxidoreductase activity, acting on the CH-OH group of donors, NAD or NADP as acceptor
Source: RefSeq, a predicted model, not a curated record